AUGGCCUCGUACAAGACGGCUGUCCCCUGCAAGUCCUUCAAGACGUCACUUAUGUACUCGGUUCCAGUACGACGUCUCAAAGAGAUACUUAGCCACGUGGUACCGGAUAUGACAUUAGGAAGUGUCGAAGAAAUACCCUCUUCCCAACUACCCAGACUAUAUACUCUCAACAUGUCGGAUGAUAACAAACUUCUCCUAUCCUUCGCACCCGGUCUAGCAGUCAGGCUCUUGAGGCACGAGACUACGCUUCAAUACUCCGAAGCAAUACUCGUGCAUUUCCUCAAGGCGUCAAAUCAGGAAGCUAACGGCGUAAAUGCCGGUGGUAUGAAUGAUGUAGAAUCUGAAAAAGUAUCCAUCAAAUUAGGAGAUGUGGUACCCAAAAUGUUAAAGCAUUCAUCCAAUAAUCGCGAAAUGGCAUAUCCAUACACAAUAUUCGAACCCACCCUCGGAAGAACACUUUUAGCUCUUUCGGUAUAUCUCAGUUCACCAAACCGUCAUCUCAUCGACAAACAAGUCGGAUCCUUAACACGAAGCUUAGCUUCUCUCACAUCGCCCAACGGCACAUUCGGUACAGCAGCUCGAGUCCUCCCAAAUUCAUUCAAGCAAUCACCCCCUUUAGGCGAAGGCUCCACAACCUGGAAAGAAGCUUUCAAUACCUUACUUGAAUCCAUUUUGCGCGAUGGAGAAGAUAUGGCCAUCUUGCUACCAUACGAUGUAAAUGUAAUAAAAGAAGGCACUUCGCAAAUUUCCACUGAAAGUCUUAAAUUGACCGGGCUGCGGAACUGGAGUCAAGGCAUCUUUGGAGAUCCACUGCUCUCAAGCGUUUUCGAGAAUCCCAGUGAAGGGUUUUUAGAGGGUUGGAAGGCAAGAGGCGAUGAAGAUGAUCUCAUCGAAGAUAUAGGAAAUGCGGAAGUUCGAUUACUGAUCUAUCGAUGCUACAGAGCCGUAGUAGGAGUAGUGACAGAAUACUACCGGCCACAAAGCGACAGCAGCAGACGAGAAUUGGAAAACCGGAGAAAUUUAACAGCAGCAUUAUCAGAAUUAGAAAAGGUAGAUGUUGGAGUCAAUGAUAUGCUCAAGAGAGCGCGAAGCCUAAGCUCGUCUAUGGCUCCGGAGACCAAGAGUUCCAAGAGGCAGAAAAUUGGAAUCGAGGACUUGGUAGAGGCAAAUUGA
Sclerotinia borealis F-4128 is the source of this 1173-nucleotide messenger RNA. The record is from the annotation of a GenBank genome assembly. Lineage: Eukaryota; Fungi; Ascomycota; Leotiomycetes; Helotiales; Sclerotiniaceae.